UGUACACUGCAGUCAACUCCAGGAUCCCUACAUAGCUCAUGGGCAAACAGCCACCUUAACCACCAUGAUACACUCAGAGCAACUGUAAAGGCACGACUAAUGACUGGUACAUACAUCCUCCAGUCCAACAGAGCUGCUCUUAAUCAGUAUAGAGUCGACCCCACCUCUCAGUUGUGUCUUAUCUCUUCAGAAACCCCAGCUCACUUUGUUACCAACUGUCCUGCAUUAUCAAAAACUAGAGCAAAACACCUCCAAACCCUAGAACACAUCAUUCCAUCCCCCCUCUUCAUAGCCAUAACCCAAGACAAUGACACUCUCACUCACAUUACCAUUGAUCCCACCUAUACCAUCUCUACCCCAAGAUAUCCAUCACAAUAGAGGAUCUGGAGCUCUGGGCAAGACAAUACAUAUAUGCACUACACACCAAACGUGCAUUUAUACUUGGACUCAAUACAGUGACAAAAAGCCUAAAGAAGAGGCCAAAAACUAAGAAACACUUAAACUAGACUGCACAACAAGUGCUGCCGCAAACAAAUAAGUUCGGGAAGAACAAUACAACAAAAACAAGAAGGCUCUUAAUUUCUUGAAGUAUGGAUUUUUGGAAUUUUUGUCCUACCGCAAUUGCAAAAUUGCUGCAUAAUUUGUAUUUUCCCCCGCAUAAUUUCAACUUUUUGCCUGCAUAAUUCUGGGAGGUCUGAUAAACAUUUCAAGAUAAAGGGCAAACGUUUAGGUUCAUAAAUAUGUAAAAGGCUUAUCCCCUUAUACCUUUUUUAUACCAUAGCUUUUUCUACUCUAAGUUCUACUUGUUCUAAAUACUUGGAGAUUACACAUUGGAAAUG
This is a messenger RNA of Owenia fusiformis, 839 nucleotides long. Lineage: Eukaryota; Metazoa; Annelida; Polychaeta; Sabellida; Oweniidae. The record is from the annotation of a GenBank genome assembly.